Didymosphaeria variabile is the source of this 1713-nucleotide messenger RNA. RefSeq lists its product as uncharacterized. Gene Ontology annotation, biological process: proteolysis. The transcript has a single exon. The record is from RefSeq and is a predicted model, not a curated record. The coding region runs from base 1 to 1713 and encodes 570 amino acids. Gene Ontology annotation, molecular function: serine-type endopeptidase activity. NCBI's taxonomy places the organism in Eukaryota, Fungi, Ascomycota, Dothideomycetes, Pleosporales, Didymosphaeriaceae.
AUGCUUCGUUCCUUGCUUUUUCUUGCAGGCCUUGCCGCAGUUGUGCGCGCAGACGACAGGCCCAAAUAUGUCCCUGGGCGGUACAUUGUUCAACUGAAACCGGGAUCGGAUUCGGGAGCUAUUGAUGCCCAUCAUGAGGCUGUUAGGAGGAUUGCGCGCCGCGACAGGGACGCUCCCAGGCAUCAAGACAAUGUCUUUGAGAAACGCGACCCUCAGUGCAAGGUCGUUACGGUAACUGCGACCGUCACUGAGAACGCACCUGCCGCUGCCUCUUCCACUGCCGAUGCUUACACUCCCGGAGCGGACCUCGACAACUUCGUCAAGCGUACUUUUACUGUUGGCCACGGGAACUUCCACGCUUACGUGGGUAACUUUGACCAAGAAGUCAUCAAGGAGAUUGAGAAGCUUCCUAAUGUCGUGUGCGUGGAACCGGAUGAAUACGUGUACCUCGGGGACGACUGGCACAUCGGCGGAAGCAAUCCUUACCCCGUCGCUGGAGGCUCCGCUUCGAACUCUGCUGGGCAUGCGCAGUCUACUUCCACAAGCGGAAGUGGGUCUGGAUACGGAACUGGCUCGGGAUAUCAGAGUGACUCGGCGUACGGAACUGGAUCUAUCAGCGCUCCUGGUUCUUCGCGUCCCACGGGCUACCCUCAGGCGUCUGGCAAAUACCCUACCGGUAACAACACUGAUUCUGCCUAUCCCACCGUCAGUGCCAGUGCUGUUGCUGUCUCGAUUCCCCUUUCUUCCGGUACUGCAACUCCCAGCCAGCCAACAACCAACGGCACCACACCAAGCAACUCCUCCUCUUUGACCACUCAACAGAACAGCCUCUGGAGCUUGGCCGAUCUUUCGCACAAAAAUGGCGCCGACAACAGCACUGGAUACACCUACGUCUAUGACUCCAGCGCAGGUGCCGGAACAACCGCCUAUGUUUUCGACACCGGAAUUCGGUCCACCCACGAAGAGUUCGAAGGCCGUGUCCGCUUCGGCAUCAACGCCCUCACCAACUCCACCACAAGCGCUGCCGAUGGAAACAACGACGGCACCGGCCACGGCACCCACGUCGCCGGUACCCUCGGUGGAAAGACUUACGGCGUUGCCAAGAAGGUCGACCUCGUCGACGUCAAGAUCUUCGACACUGGCAGCGCCACCAUGUCUUCCAUCCUCGCUGGUCUCGAUUGGGCGUUCAAGGACGUCCAGAUCCAGGGCACUGUCAACACGGCCGUCUUCAGCAUGAGCUUCGGUGCGCGCACUUCUUCCACUACGCUCGAUGCCGCUAUCAAGGCUCUCUACGAUUUUGGUAUCCUUACUGUUGUUGCUGCCGGUAAUGAGAACAAGGAGAUUGGCAACACCUCCCCCGCCCGUCUCGCUGAGUCCUUCACCGUCGGCUACACCAACCAACAGCGCCAGCGCGUCGACAGCUCCUCCGGCGUGCAGGGCAGCAACUACGGGCCUGAACUCGACGUCUGGGCUCCCGGGUACGAGAUCGUGAGCGCAGACUACCUCAGCGACACCGGCAGCCGCGUGGAGAGCGGUACCAGCAUGGCUACGCCGCUUGUUUCAGGCUUGGUGUGCUACCUCAGGGCGCUUGAGAGUGGCCUGGGCAGCCCGAAGGCGGUUACGGACCGCAUUCUCGCUCUGGCGGAGAAUGGCGUUGUGGGUGAUGUGAAAGAUAGCAAGAAUGUGCUUGUGUAUAACGGGAGUGGGCAGUAA